CAUGGGAAUGGAAUCCGCUUUGACGUACGUUCAAUUUGGUUUUCAACAGGACUCAUCUCUCCCUCUCUUUCUCUCAUUCUCUCUCAUUCCCUAUCUAUCUAGCCCAAAUCCAUCACCUUGUAGCUAUGAUAAUAACCUUAUUUUGAUUCUUCAAAGUUACAAGGAUUUUAAUCUCUCCUUUAAUUUCUAGACAACCUCGAAAUGUCGGCCCCAAUGGACCAGGGUGAUAAUAAGAAACCUGGAGAAGAUACUCCGCCUGCACCUAACCCUGAAAAUGAGACCAAUGCAUCAAAGCCAAAUACGGUCAAAGUUACUAAUGUCUCCGUAGUUGCGUUAGAAGAGGAUGUAAAAGAGUUCUUCUCUUUUUCUGGCGAAAUCCACUUCGUUGAACUGCAAAGGGAUAGUGAGACAACUCAAAUUGCAUAUGUAACAUUCAAUGAUCCUCAGGGUGUAGACACUGCACUGCUACUUUCGGGAGCGGUCAUAUCUAAUCUUUCAGUUUCUAUAGCUCCGGCAGACAACUAUGAGCUUCCCCCUCACGCUCCUCCAUUGAACGCCCCAUCUGCUGCGGAGAAAGCCGGGGAUGUUGCCAGCACUGUCCUCGCGAAAGGGUUUAUCUUCGGAAAGGACGCCCUAAAGAAGGCCAAAUCUUUCGACGAGAGGCACCAGUUGACCUCGAACGCCUCGGCGGCGGCGGCUUCCAUCGACCGGAAAAUGGGGAUCACCGAGAAGCUGAGCAUCGGGACGGUGGUGGUCGGCGGGAAGGCCCGAGAGGUGAACGACCGUUACCAGGUGUCGGAGAAGGCGAAGGUGGCGAUGGCGGCGGCCGAGCAGACGGCCACCACGGCCGGCACGGCUCUCGCCAGCAACCGUUAUGUCUCCGGCGGCGCGUCGUGGUUCUCUAUCAAGCUUAACGCCGUCGCGAAAGCGGCCAGCGUCGUGAGCGCGUUGACGGCGGAGAAGGUGAAGAAAGCGGAAGAAGAAAAGUGGGAAAACAUUACAAAGGAAAGGGCUGCUAACGUUAACGAUUUGGCGCAGGUCCAUCUGGACCAAUCAUCGUUUGGAGAUGUUCCGGCGGCGGCGGCGGCGGCCGCUGAUGAUAAAUCAUCGUCGUCGUCGUCUGAUGACGAAGAUGAUGAUAGCAAAAAGACUAAACAUGGUGGUAAGCAUGGGUGAUUAAUUACUCUUCAACUUUAAGCCAAAUCUGAUCUUAAUUGGCAUA
This is a messenger RNA of Ipomoea nil (Japanese morning glory), 1222 nucleotides long. Its product is annotated as binding partner of ACD11 1-like. The record is from RefSeq and is a predicted model, not a curated record. Bases 202 to 1176 code for a protein of 324 amino acids. The transcript is spliced from 6 exons. Gene Ontology annotation, molecular function: RNA binding. NCBI's taxonomy places the organism in Eukaryota, Viridiplantae, Streptophyta, Magnoliopsida, Solanales, Convolvulaceae.